Molecule: messenger RNA, 567 nt
Organism: Brassica napus (rape)
Lineage: Eukaryota; Viridiplantae; Streptophyta; Magnoliopsida; Brassicales; Brassicaceae
Product: glutathione S-transferase T3-like
Exons: 2
Coding region: 1-567 (188 amino acids)
Source: RefSeq, a predicted model, not a curated record
AUGAGCAGAAAGCAGGAUCUUUCUGGAAGCGCAUUGCAAAUUACUUUGCAGCUAGUCCAAAGGUGUAAAGAGGUGAAGAACGAGCCUAUUCAGUGUAAGCAAAGGUGGCAGAAGAUGAACGAUCUUGUUUGCAAGUUCUGUGGAGCUUAUGCGGCUGCAACAAGACAGAAAACAAGUGGUCAGAGAGCUAAAAACGACCAGAAAUGGUGUGCGCUUGCGAGUACUAAAAUUGAUGGACCACAAUCAUCAAGCGGUAAGAGGAGGAGGUAUGAGGAUGGAGCGCAAUCAGCAAGCUCUGAAGCAACCACGAAUCGAGCUGAUCACCCUACCGCACGUUCUCUAGGUGUUAAGGCAUCGAAAGUAGCAUGUGGUAAGGGAACAAUGGUAGAUCAGCAGGGUGUCGCUCAGUUUCAAAAUAUGGUGUCUAUCAAAGAGAAAGACAUGGCAAUGAAAGAGAGACUCUCGAAGAUGGGAAUUCUAGGCAAUCUCAUUUCAAAAAAAGAGCCACUCUUUGAAUAUGAAGAAGCGCUCAAGCAGAAGCUAAUCACAGAGAUGUUGGGUGAUUAG